This is a messenger RNA of Linum trigynum, 3744 nucleotides long. Lineage: Eukaryota; Viridiplantae; Streptophyta; Magnoliopsida; Malpighiales; Linaceae. The record is from the annotation of a GenBank genome assembly.
AGAACAUUUAUUACUAUGUAAUAUAAUCUUCCAUCGGCCCUCCUCUGGAAACAUCUCUCUUCUACAUUACAGAAUCAUCCAGUCCUCCAUUGGGUUAUCAGAGUUCCAUGUCUAUAUAAUCUCCUGAAACUACUUCUUCUUCUUCUUCUUCUUCUUCUUCUUCUUCUUCUUCAACUCGCUCUGUUCCUGAGGAAUUGCUAACGAUGAAUCAACCUGAAGAGUCCUGCUCGUCCGGAAUCCUGCAGAACCAUUGUCGAGAAGAAAAGCAAGAAUGCAACGACGACAACAACCUGCCACAAAUCACGCAGGAGCUCCGCAAGUUGCUGAAACUGGCAGGCCCCUUGCUCUUCGUCAGUCUCCUGCAGUUCAGCCUUCAAAUCACGUCGGUCAUCUUCGUCGGCCACCUCGGCGCGCUCCACCUCGCCUCCGCUUCCCUAACAACCUCGAUCGCCGGCCUCACCGGUUACAACGUCAUGAUAGGGAUGGCGGCUGCACUCGAGACGCUCUGCGGGCGAGCCUACGGAGCGAAACAGCCCCACAUGCUCGGCAUCCACACGCAGAGAGCAAUGCUGACGUUCACAAUCCUCUGCAUCCCGAUCUCGGUCCUGUGGUCCUUCACGGGACCGAUCCUCAGGUUCCUGAAGCAGAACGAGGCGAUCUCGACGCUCGCGGGUGAGUCCGCGCCCUGGCUGAUCCCGAGCAUUUUUCCGUUCGGGAUCAUCCAGUGCCAGAACCGCUUCCUGCAGACGCAGAACAUCACACUGCCGCAGAUGGUGAGCAGCGCGGUGGGCUGCGUGGUCCACGCCCUGUCCUGCUGGGUGCUCAUUUUCAGGCUCGACAUGGGGAACAGGGGAGCCUGCCUCGCCAACGGCGUCACGUACUCGACGGUCGCGGUCAUGCUUACCGCCUACAUCAAGUUCUCGGGCCGGUGUGACGAUACCUGGACCGGUUUCAGCUUGGAGUGUGCUCGAGACGUAGUUUCGUUCCUGAGGUUAGGGGUGCCAUCGGGGCUCAUGACGUGUUUGGAGUUUUGGUCUUAUCAGGUUUUCAUCAUACUGGCUGGACUCCUCCCAAAUGCACAACUUGAGACCUCUAUGAUGUUGAUUAGCCUCAACACAUCCGCCAUGGCGUUCAGGAUCCCCAUGAGCCUUGGCAGCGCCAUAAGCACCAGAGUGUCCAAGGAACUGGGCGCCGGCAAUCCAGAGGCAGCCAGGCUGGCCGUACGGGUGGUGCUAUUCCUAGUCGUUUUCCAAGGGCUGCUGGCGAGCUCCAUCGCCACCGCGGCUCGCCACGUGUUGGGAUUCUUGUACACCGACGACAGGCGAUUGGUCAUAUACUUGGCUAGUGUCGUUCCGAUUCUCGCUGCAUCCAACUUCAUCGAUGGAAUCCAUGGCGUCUUGUCAGGUUGCGCCAGAGGAUGCGGGUGGCAGGAAAGAGUUGCGUACAUAAGCUUGGGUUCCUAUUACCUUGUCGGGAUUCCGGUUGCUGCCAGCUUUACCUUCUUAGGCCAUCUUCAAGGAAAGGGGUUUUUGCUGGGGAUUAUUGCCGGGAGCACGGUGAAGGCCGGUGCGCUGUUGAUCAUGACGAUCGGGACCAACUGGGAGCACGAAGCGAAGAAAGCGAAGAGAAAUGUGGAUGCGUCGAGUCUUCCUGUAGAGAUGCUACGUUCAGCGAGUAGGUCCUGUUCCAUGGAGAGGCGCAGUUCCAUGGAGAGGCGCCGGAGCUUUCAGGGAAGUGUUUCCGCCUGACCGCCAUCAUAACAACCGGCAAUAGAUGUUGAAUCUUGUAGAGAGUUAUACGCGUAAUAUGCUUUUUUGUCUUGUAAUUUUGUUUUUUUUUUUUUCUCGAUUGUGUGUUUGUAUUAUAAAUCACAGAAGAAUUCUCAAAUAAUACGUCUCAAUUAGUUUUUCACCCCAAAUUUGUUAAAUCCAAGGUUGUCAACCUGGUCUAAUCCGUUGGUACGGUCGAGGAAGUGGGUUGAGCGUUAAUGGGCCGACCGGUUUAGCCCGGUUUAGCACAGUUACAUGUAAAAAGUAAUUAUAUUGUUGAUACAAUUAUAGAUUAUAUCAAAUCUCAUCCAACAUGUGAGUAAUAACAUAUGACAUUACACAAAAAUAAUAUGGCGUACUUGGAUCCAACAUUUAGUGAAAUUCACAUACUUAUAUAACAUUAAUAUUAAAAUGUUCAACUUAGAAUUCCAAAAAAAUAGGGUCAGGCGAAGAGGAAAACCGUAAAAUAGACAUAUUUCACAAACCAAAGGGAAAACGAAAUCGUGUGACCCCCUACCUGGUAACAUUACGGUGGGUCGACCCGGUUGAUGUGUAUGAUCCAUUUUUCUCAUUGGGUCAGGGUCAAAAUAGGUCAAUCUAUGAGUCGACCCACGAUUGACAACUUUGGUUAAAUCAAUUCCAACCACGAUCUCGCCAACGAAAAAUGGAAGGAGUUAAGUCAAUUUUUACUCGCCCCGUCCCUUCUUGUCCAUAUGUUCUUACAAGGAUGUGAAAACGUUGUAUUUGAUCACCGGACUGAACCGAAAUAGAAUAAUAUCAAAAAGUUAAAAUAAACUAAGAACUAGAUGAAAAGUACAUUUGGUAUAAUGUGAUCCACUUUUUUUUUUGUUAAUUAUGAACAUAGUGUUACUAAAUCGUAUUACAUUCGCUUUUACACGCCGGUUCCAUCCUAAUGUCGACUCAAUCAAAUUGACCAGACAGUUGUACAACCCUACAUUGUGACAUCAAAUAUAUCCACCAAGUAAUCAUAGAAGCAAAUCUUGGGCAAAUGCCAUCUUUCAGUUCACAUUAAAUGACAUGCAUGGGAAAAAGGGCAUUCAUUCCCUACUUACUCGUUUCUAGCUUGUCUCUGUUAAUGGCGAUCGAGGCCCCUGGAUGUGGACAAGAGCAGUAUUUGGUGCCACUACAUCCUUUUUGCUGACAUUACAUUUUAACUACCUAUUAAAAUGAGAUUUUCUUUUUAUAAGCAUGAUAUAUGUUUGCUUUUUUAUGGUUAGGUACUAUUUAAACUAUUCGAAUUUGUAAUCUAUAAAUUCAAAACUGUUGAUAUUACCAUUAGACCAAACUCUUUUCAUAAAAUUAGAUAAAUUUUUUUUUAAUAUAAGUCAUGCAAUGUAAUGAAUGAAUAAGAGUAUUUGGUCGGCAUCUCUAACUUAACGGUGGGGAAAACAACAAUGAUCCAAAAGCUGUUGAAGAAGCAACAUUCUCCAAAUACCACAUGCUAGCACCACAAAAGGAACACACACGAUGGUAGUCCAGUGGCGGAGUCGGGAUUUGAAACUAUUCAUGUCCUCUUUUUCAAAAUAUUAAUAUAAUUAAAACUCAUAAUAUUCAAAUAAUUCAUUCAUAGAUAAAGAAAUAACCGACUAAUAAAAUUAUUGAUUGCAUAACAACUACAACAAAUUUUCAUAUAUUGAAAGAUGUGCAAGAUACAUUCGUUGUAUACACUAUUAAGUAGGUCAUUUUCAAUGUAUCCCACUAAACAAUCUUGUUAGGUUUCGAAACUUGAUCUUUAUACAGCUCAAGCUAAAAAUGCUCAUUCUACACUUACAGACAGUUGCAACUAGUAGAAACAAAACUAGGUUCAAAAAGAAAUAAACUGACAGAUAUGACUUAUGCACUUUUAUUUCUACCAUUAUUUGAUAUAAUUCAUCUAUUCCAUUCGAUCCAUGAAAUCUCAUAACAUCAUGGUAAUAUCAAACAAGGUGUUGUAGAAUAAUAGUAUCAUGAAUGG